AUGCACGGCUAUAGCUCGUCAGAGGAAUCGGACGAUCCCUAUCGUCCUCGCCACGUGCCGGCAAAAACCAGUAGCAACGACCAAAAGAAGAAGAAGAAGAAAACACCUCCGCAACCUUCCAUCAACCAAGUUUGGAAAGGGAUUCAGGAAAAGAAGUUCAACAAGGCGUUCGCUGUGCUGCCAUUCGACCCUGUUCUGCCAGCAAGCCUCGAGAAGCCGAAUGAGUUGCUGAAUAAUGGAUUUGAGCGAGCUGCCGAGGAGUGCCGCCGCAGGGUCGAGAAGAUUAUCCAAGAAUGCUACAGAGUCAGUUCGCAAUACCGGGACCCCAAAUGGGAUUUGGACUGGGAUUUGAAGCGGGAAAAAGGUUACUGCCUCAACUCCCUUGGCCACACUCAAUGGCCGCUUUGCAGGACAACUCUUUCCGACCCAAGUGCAUUGAUCCCAAAGGCAAUAAAGCGCGUCCACGAAGUUUUCGAGAAGCCAACAUUCUUGAAGAACGCGCAAUUCAGCGCAUCUGCGCCGGGUUCGACACCCACAUCGGCAUUUAAGGGUUCGUAUUCUACCGUGAUGGCUUACGCUAAGGCCCACGGUGACUUCGCUUCGUUGGCUGGGGCUUUGAUAGGCGAGGGAUUAGCAGAUCUCUCGGGUGGUGUGACCACCGAGCUGCUUACCUCGGAUAUCCUCGAUCUCGAGUGCUUCUGGGAGAACGAACUUGCCAAAGUCAGCGAAGAGUUCCUUUUUGGCUGCUCCACCGGUGUCCUCGACGGAGGCUAUGGUGAGCGAAAUGGCAUCUCGGAGGGCCAUGCAUACGUUGUCAUGGAAGCUAGGACGCUUCAUUCUGGAGAGCGCCUGAUCAAGCUCCGCAACCCUUGGUGCGCUCAACGAUGGAUCGGGGUUGAGGUACCCUGGAAGUUGCAGUUCAACGAGAAGUUCCAGGUCAAAUUAUCCAAGGGACUUCAGGGCCAGUACUCUUUCUACAUGCACUUCCGUAUCCACGAGCGGGACCGCCACGGUGCCGAGGACUUUAUAGUUCGCUCUCACGGCAAUCAUCUCAUGGACCGGUCCGUCUCCAUCGAGCUGCCCGACAUGCCAGCCGGGUACAGCAUCUUCAUGAGCGUCACUGGUGAGAGAGACACUAGCAUCUCCUCUGUCGAAGAUGUGGUUAAGCGCGAGUGCAAGAAGUCGCCAGGCUACGAAAGAUCAAGGAGCAGCAAAGAGCCUGAGUCUCGUCAAAAGGAGCGUCACAAGCUCUGGAAGCGACAACACAUCAACCGCGAAGUCACCAAGCAGCAGACCAAGAAGAAUAACUAUAAGCGCGAUCGCAAGCUCGCUAAGAAGGCGGACAUAGCCAAGGCCAAGGACGAGUCGAGUGGUAGCGAGCCUAACCUCGACAGCUCUUCUACUGGGAACGGCGAGGAGACGAAGACGGCGUCUGAUGACAAGUCUGAGGGUGAUGCUGAUGGCGACUCCAACAAGAGGGUUGCCGAUGAUGACAAGGCCGCAGCCAUACCCGUCCCUAUUUCAACACCGAAGAUUGACGAUUCCGAUGGCGAUUCAUGCGACUCGCCCAUCGAAGACUGGGAAGAGUUGUACAUUGAUGAUGACAUGGUAGGAAAGCCGCGCCUCACUCCUCAGGGACCACCAAAAAGACAUGAUGAGCACUAUGAAUCUGAGGAAGAGGGUCUUCCAGAUCCUUGGAACGCUACUUGCAUUGUGGGCGUUCGCGUCUACUCUAUGGGCGAGGAUCUUGAGGUCCACAUCGUCAUGGAAGGCAGCGAGCUUCUCGAGGGCGGUAUGGGCAAGAAAGGAGAGGUGGAUCCCGAUAACGCUCAAGUGAACUCGGGCGGGGAGCGGGAACAACGCGAGGACCUCGAAUCAGAUGAAAUGCGGAAGUCGCAAAACCUGAAAUCGACCCUGCGGCGGUUAAUACAAAAGCAGUCAAAUACAUCACAAGCGAGAAUAUAA
Messenger RNA from Colletotrichum orchidophilum, 1965 nucleotides. RefSeq names its product calpain family cysteine protease. The coding region runs from base 1 to 1965 and encodes 654 amino acids. Gene Ontology annotation, cellular component: cytoplasm. The record is from RefSeq and is a predicted model, not a curated record. The transcript has 8 exons. NCBI's taxonomy places the organism in Eukaryota, Fungi, Ascomycota, Sordariomycetes, Glomerellales, Glomerellaceae. Gene Ontology annotation, molecular function: calcium-dependent cysteine-type endopeptidase activity. Gene Ontology annotation, biological process: proteolysis.